GUCGUUGUUGUGAUAGUUGAGUUGUUGCUGUUGUUGCUGUUGCUGAUGCUGGUUCAUCAUACUGUAUCCAUAUCCAGGCAUCUCCAUGGUGCUGGCGGUGGUGGGCGUGGUGGGCGCAACCAGGUGUGGUAGUGGUCCAGAUUGGAAAUGGGUCAGCAUCAUUUUCUCCCCGCGGCCAAUUUUCGCCUUCGAACCUCCUCUUUCUCCGUCUUUUAACCCUCCUCCAGACCGCAACUGACGUUUGAAACUUCCGUCUCUCUCCCCCGCACGACCGGUACCACAGAUACCUAGCUGCAGGGUAUUGGAUACCCGUGAUACCUUAGUGUAGAGGCUCCGGGUGACCUGGGUGAUUUGCGCCAAUCACCUUGCGUUGAGCUUCCUGAUUGAGAUUGGGUUGGCGAGAGAUAGCAGCCGGUCCUAAGCGGUAGGUUCUAGAUUGUCAGAUCUGUUGCCGCGACAAAGGUGGUGUUUAAUUUAGCUACUAGCGCUGCGACUAGGCUCUUGGGUUUCGCUGGCCGACUUUUGGUGGGAGACAGACGAAACUCGGUAAAGAAUGAAGAGUCUUGUGACAAACAGGUUGGGAUUGUCGUUGCGCUGGUUCUCUGCGUAUGGGCCUGGAACCAGCGGGAGCAGGAGCUGCAGUGGCACGAGACUGCCCCCAGCCUUUAAGGGCUUGAGUCAUUGCUCACGAACCUUCCACAAGUAUCGCGGCAGGACUAUUACUAGGCCGAUCCCGCCCUCCUCGCUCGAGAAUCUUCGAGCAGUCACCACGCCCUGCAAGUCCACGAAGCCGCUCACCACCUGCACCCCGACAACACCGACGGCCACCACGACCCGCACACGCACACGCACCACGCUCACUACGGCGAAUUCCUCCACUUUCCCGGCCCUUGAGCGCGUUUCGACCGGAUCCGCGUUUUCCUCCUCGCGGCUCUUUUCUUCUUCUUCGUCGUCGUCACUUGUUCAGUCUUCAACUCUGCCCGUCAUGGCUUCUGAUUCUCAGUGGACUGGUGUCCAGGUCCGCAAGACCUUUUUGGACUUUUUUGCAGAGCGGGGUCACAAUGUCGUCCCCUCGUCGUCGGUCGUCCCUCACAAUGACCCCACAUUGCUAUUCACAAAUGCGGGCAUGAAUCAGUUCAAGCCCAUCUUCCUGGGCACCAUUGGCAAGACGGAGGAUAUGGCCCAGCUGAAGCGUGCGGUUGACACACAAAAGUGCAUUCGCGCGGGUGGCAAACACAAUGAUCUCGACGAUGUCGGCAAGGACAGCUACCACCACACUUUCUUUGAGAUGUUGGGCAACUGGUCUUUUGGCGAUUACUUUAAGAAGGAGGCCAUUGCGUGGUCUUGGGAGCUUCUGACAAAGGUCUAUGGGCUGGACCCUCAGAGACUUUAUGUCACAUACUUCGAGGGCAGCCCAGACCUUGGUCUCGAGCCGGAUCUCGAGGCCAAGAACCUCUGGCUCGAGGUUGGUGUUCCCGAGGACCACAUUAUCCCCGGUAACAUGAAGGACAACUUCUGGGAGAUGGGUGACCAGGGCCCUUGUGGUCCUUGCAGCGAAAUCCACUACGACAAGGUUGGAGGCGGCCGGAAUGCCGCCCACCUCGUCAAUAUGGACGACCCCUUGGUGGUUGAAGUCUGGAACAUUGUCUUCAUCCAGUUCGACAGACAGGCCGACAAGUCUCUCAAGUCUCUCCCUGCGAAGCACAUCGAUACCGGUAUGGGCUUCGAGAGACUGGUAUCUGCCCUCCAGGACAAAACCUCCAACUACGCCACCGAUAUCUUCACUCCUCUUUUCACCAAGAUCCAGGAAGUUACCGGUGCCAGGGAAUACACCGACAAGUAUGGCAAGGACGACGUCGAUGGUAUCGAUACCGCCUACCGUGUUAUUGCCGACCAUAUCCGUCUUCUUUCUUUCGCCAUUGCCGACGGCGCUGCUCCCAACAACGUCGGACGCGGCUAUGUCGUUCGCCGUGUCCUCCGCAGAGGUGUCCGCUAUGCCAGGAAGUACUUCAACGCUGAGAUUGGUACCUUCUUCUCCAAGAUCCUCCCCGCCUUGGUGGAGCAGAUGGGCGAGCAGUUCCCUGAGCUUGUGAAGAAGCAGACCGACAUCAAGGAGAUCCUUGACGAGGAGGAGGUUGCUUUCGCUGUCACCCUUGACCGAGGUGAGAAGCAGUUCGAGAAGUACGCUGCUCUUGCCAUCAAGAGCGGUGAGAAGAAGCUUUCCGGUGCCGAUGUCUGGAGACUUUACGACACAUUCGGUUUCCCGGAGGAUCUUACCAAGCUUAUGGCUGAGGAGCGUGGCCUUACCAUCGAUGAGGCUGAGGUUAACGAGGCCCGCGAGAAGGCCAGAGAGGCUUCCAAGGCCGUCAAGGAGGCUGUCCAGGAAUUCGCCAAGCUCAACGUUCACCAGAUCGCUGAGCUCGAGACUGCUCUUAACAUUCCCCGCCCCAACUCAGAUGCCAAGUUCCUUAAGGGUGAUACCAAGGGCAAGGUCCAGCUGAUCUUCAACGGCAAGGAGUUCCUUAAGUCCAGCAAGGAUCUUCCUGCCAAGACCCCACUUGGUCUCCUGCUCGACAACACCAACUUCUACGCCGAGUCCGGUGGUCAGGUCGCCGAUACCGGCCGCAUCAUUAUUGAUGGCGUUGCCGAGUUCAAGGUCCUUGACGUUCAGGAGUAUGGUGGUUACAUUGUCCACAACGGUUUCCUCGAGUACGGUGAACUUACCGAGGGUGAUGAGGUCGUUUGUGAAUACGACGAGCUUCGCCGUCAGCCUAUCCGCAACAACCACACUGGUACUCACAUCCUGAACCACUCUCUGCGUGAGGUUCUUGGUGACGAGAUCAACCAGAAGGGCUCGCUGGUCGACCAGGACAAGCUCCGUUUCGAUUUCAGCCACAAGGCUGCUAUUUCUCUGGAGGACAUCAAAAAGAUUGAGGAUCUGUCCAACCACUACAUUCGUCAGAACCUCAAGGCCUACUCCAAGGAUGUCGAUCUCGACCUUGCUCGCGAGAUCGAGGGUGUCCGUGCCGUCUUCGGCGAGACCUACCCCAACCCCGUUCGCGUCGUCUCUAUCGGCAUGGAGGUUGACGAGCUGCUCAAGAACCCAAAGAACCCCGAGUGGCGCAAGAUCAGCGUCGAGUUCUGCGGCGGUACUCACGUCGAAAACACCGGUCUGAUUAAGGACCUGAUCAUUGUCGAGGAGAGCGGCAUUGCCAAGGGCAUCCGCCGUAUCGUCGCCUACACCGGCGAGGGUGCCCACCAGGCCCAGCGCGAGGCUCAGGUCUUCAACGAGAAGCUCAACCAUAUCAAUGCCCUCGCCUACGGCCCACAGAAGGCUGCCGAGAUCAAGGCCGCCGCCGUCGAGCUUGACGGUCUCACCAUCUCCGUCCUUACCAAGGAGGAGCUCCGCACCCGCUUUACGAAGAUUCAGAAAGAGGUCGUCGACGAGCAGAAGAAGCGCCAGAAAGCUGAGAGCAAGACUGCCCUCGACACCGUCGCCAGCCACUUCCAGAAGGACGAAAACAAGGAGUCCAAGGUGUUCGUUGGCCACCUUCCCAUCUCCGCUAACGCCAAGGCCAUCUCGGACGUUAUCACCUACUACAAGACUAAGGACAAGGAGAGGUCCGUCUACGUCUUUGCUGGUAGCAAGGACGACCAAGUUAUGCAUGGUGUUUAUGUCGGCACUGCCCUCUCUUCCAAGGGUGUUACCGCCGAGCAGUGGACAUCGGCCGUCAGCGCCGUCAUCGGAGGCAAGACUGGAGGCAAGGAGCCCAGUCGCCAAGGUGCCGGUGCCGAGCCCGAGAAACUCGAAGAGGCCGUCAAGAAGGCUGAGGAGUGGCUCUCUGAGAAGCUCAAAGAUCUUAGCAUCUGAGAAAAGAAAAUAAAGAGCGAUGUGUUGGAGUAGCAUCAAGUGAUAUUGUCUUGUGUCGUCUCCCCGUUUCGUUGAUAUCCAGAAAAGAGUCCGUCCUUUCACUUGGCUCUAUACAUGACAACCAAGUUGUGUAUUUCUUAGCAGUCUAGAAUGGGUGUUGGAGCAAGCGAUGACAUGGAUCGAAAAAAAAGAUAAACAAAUGAAAAAUAAAAACCAAAGAAUGUGAAAAGGACGUAGACAACGUCAGUUGUAAGUAUAGGUCGGUCAUCUUCCUCUUCAUGACAGGGACUUGCGGGACACACACACACAGCACGUUAACAGGUGUCAUAGUCUUAUUUGGGCAAAUAGGGAGCUACCUAAGCGGGAUAAGAACGUGGGCAAAAGAAUGCAAGUCUCCAACUUUACAGCUCUCAAUUGAAAUAAAUCAUACACAAUCAAUGUACAAGGGCCUGCUUUCCCACUUUUUUCAUACAUAGAUGAUAAGAUGUCUUCGAAACCUG
Molecule: messenger RNA, 4371 nt
Organism: Neurospora crassa OR74A
Lineage: Eukaryota; Fungi; Ascomycota; Sordariomycetes; Sordariales; Sordariaceae
Product: alanyl-tRNA synthetase
Exons: 6
Coding region: 554-3871 (1105 amino acids)
Biological process (GO): alanyl-tRNA aminoacylation; tRNA modification
Cellular component (GO): mitochondrion; cytoplasm
Molecular function (GO): alanine-tRNA ligase activity; ATP binding; nucleic acid binding
Source: RefSeq, a predicted model, not a curated record